Messenger RNA from Malassezia pachydermatis, 1557 nucleotides. Its product is annotated as nucleoside. Gene Ontology annotation, cellular component: fungal-type vacuole membrane; plasma membrane. Gene Ontology annotation, molecular function: transmembrane transporter activity. NCBI's taxonomy places the organism in Eukaryota, Fungi, Basidiomycota, Malasseziomycetes, Malasseziales, Malasseziaceae. The record is from RefSeq and is a predicted model, not a curated record. The transcript has a single exon. Gene Ontology annotation, biological process: transmembrane transport. The coding region runs from base 1 to 1557 and encodes 518 amino acids.
AUGGAGUCUAUCUCAAAGCCGCUGGAGACAGAGAAAGCUCUGUCGGCACCGUUGCCCAUGGAACGCAAGCGUCUUGUGUAUGACUCUCAGGGGCCUACCAAAGAGUACGGCGGCAUUUUCGCCCCACUCCUGCGUCUGGAGGCAUGGAUGGAUCACAAGCUGGGUGUUGAGGCCGAGGUCAUUGAGCGUAAACGGCCCGAGGAUCGCAAGCCUCUAAAAUGGUACUAUGAACUGGACAUGAUGUUUCUAUGGGCCUCAGGUACGAUGAAUUUGUCUAGCUUCGCGACGGGUAUGCUCGGCUGGCAAUUUGGCCUGGACUUGAAGCAGGCGCUCAUUUGCGUCUUCUUUGGCCUGCUUAUAGGCUGCGCUGUAACGGCAUACUGUACGACUUUCGGCGCUGCGACGGGUCUUCGUCAAAUGUCCAUUUCGCGGUAUAGUUUCGGGUGGUUUCCCAGCAAGCUUCCUGCGCUUCUCAAUACUAUCCAGCAGAUUGGUUGGUCGGCUGUAGGGUGCAUUACCGGCGGCCUCGCGCUGGUCGGCGUGGCUGAUGGCGGGAUCUCGGUGAUUGUGGGCAUCAUUAUUAUUGCUGUGGUAUCGCUGUUCAUUGGCCUCUUUGGCAUACGUGUCAUUCUUUCUAUUCAGCGAUAUGCCUGGGUCGUAUUCAUGAUCGUUUUUUUGAUUAUCAUCGGCGAGACAGGCGGGUUUGCUGACAAUCACACGCCUGCGAAGGCACAAGGAACAACGCCGCUCGCCGGUGCCGUUCUAUCUUUCCUGGCUGUUGUGUAUGGCUGGAGUGCGUCGUGGUCGCCCAUCGCGUCCGAUUAUUACAUCGUGUACCGUGCAGAUAUCAAUCGCGGGAAGGUGUUUGCCUUCUCGUUUAUCGGGCUCCUCCUCCCCACAUGCAUUAGCAUGUGGUCCGGUGCUCUCAUAGCCAGCGCACUCAACACGCAUCCGGACUGGCUCGCGACAUACCAGGACCAUGGCCUCGGCUUCCUUCUGCGCGAUAUGCUGUACCCCACAGGCUUUGCCAAGUUCCUUCUUGUGAUGCUCGUGCUGGCCGGCAUUAGUCUCAACAGCCUGAGUACGUACAGUGCGCCCAUCAGUCUCAUGCAGGUGUCGCCCUGGCUGGGGUACGUCCCUCGUGUGUUUUGGCAGGUUAUCAUGUUUGGCAUUGUCAUUGCGUUGGGCCUCGCUGGCCGCGAGAGGUUGGACGCCUACCUUGUCAACUUCUUGGACCUGCUCGGUUACUGGUGCACGAGCUACUUUCUGAUCCUGAUGUUGGAGCAUGUUGUGAUCCGCAAAGGCAGUUUUGCAAAUUACGACUUGGAGGGCUGGAACGAUCCGGAUCGACUGCCGCACGGCAUCGCUGCCAUUAUCGUAUUCUUGGUCGGUGUCGUAUGUUGGGUCAUGGGCAUGGCCGAGACUUGGUACAUCGGUCCUCUGGCCCGGCUCUUUGGCCCACACGGCGGCGACGUAGCGAACGAAUUCACGCUGGUAUUUACGGUCGUCACGUACAUACCUCUGCGGUACCUCGAGCGCCGCGUGUUUGGCAAGUAA